Durusdinium trenchii is the source of this 2170-nucleotide messenger RNA. The record is from the annotation of a GenBank genome assembly. NCBI's taxonomy places the organism in Eukaryota, Dinophyceae, Suessiales, Symbiodiniaceae.
UGCCCUUGUGCCCUUCUACAAACGGUUGGGCCAUUGCCAUGGCCCUCUCGCCUCAGCAACUACCAUGGGACGCACGAUCGAUCCGCUUGACAAAAAUUCCAAGCGGCCCGAGCUGCUCGACACGCUCCUCAAGUUCUAGACAAUUCUCAGGCCAACGGGUUGCAAUGCCUCAGGCUUUUUCAGUGGGUUCUACUCUGGCUGCCCUUUUGUGCCAAAGGCUGCGCGCAAAAAGGAGGCGCAGGCGACCACUGACCAGUCUUUUUGACGGCUUUUUGACGUCAGAGACCUACCAGACCAGUCUUCCAUCAGAGGUGAAGCUUGGAAAGCUCUUAACCUGGGCCCGGAAGCAAGACUCCAUGAAACUACAUCCAUGUUUGACCAUUGGUCAGUCCCAGCUGCAGCUUUCAGUACCGGUGGCGGCUGGCACACCCAUCAUUGGAGUUCUGGAAGAUGCAUUUCUGGGAAUAUCUGACGGACGUGAAAAACCAUGGCAGAGGAUUUCAGAGGCGGCCCGUAAUCAACAUCCUGAGUGGUGGUCGCUGCACCUGGGAAUCAAUGUCGUGAAGGAGUGCCUGUCCCCUUCGUCUGAGCUCUGGGAGGCCUACAUCAAAAGCGUAGCACCUCAACCUGCAUCGGCCCUUUUUUGGAGCCCACCACAGGCGCAGCAGCUGCAAGAUGCAAUCAUGAAGAAGAAACUUCAAUCUCGUAUCAAGGCAAUCCAAGACUUUCACAAAGAGGUUGUUGUCCCAGCUUUUGAUGAUGUACCUGCUCCAUCUGACUUUGAGGUGGCGCAGGGGAUCGUUACAGCAGCUUCACGAGGCAUAGAGGUGCGACCUGGCAGAAGAGCUUUGCUGCCCCUUUUGGACUUAGUAGGGCCUCCUGAGGCCACCGUGCUGGCGGGCACUCCGGCAGAGUCCAACUGCGAGCUACAGAUUGAAAGGAAAGGAGGGCCUGGCGGCAAAGACAUUGCCAUUCUCCUUGCUUCUCGAGACCUGAAGGAAGGCGAGAAACUCUGCCGGCCGAUGGAGAUCCCUCCUGAUGAUUUGUUGCUGGAUCACGGCUUGUCCACCACAAGGCCAGAUGAUGUCACAAUUCAUGUUGGCCUGAAGAAGGGUGUCGUACAGCCUUGGCAGCUGUCAACUCUUCGCAAAGUGAUGGAUCUUGCACCUGACAAUAAGCCUGGGGACUGGGUAGCAUCUGCCAAAGUCCGCAGGAGUUCUACGCUGAUAAAGACUUUCGAUCCGAAACUACUUGCAGCGGCCAGGGUCCUGGGCGGAAAAUCGCGAGAAGAUGUCCUUGGAGCUGAAUGGAAUCUGAUGUCAAACGAAGAGAUGCUCAAUUCGGGCUUAGAAGGGCUCUCUGCGACGCACCGCCGCCGAGCAUUGUGGGUGUUGAAGCAAGCAGUCGAGGGCGCGCUGGCAUCCUACGAGACCACCCUGACCGAGGAUGAGGAAGUUGUUCAGCAGCUUGAAGGGCGUGAACGUGCAGCACUUGCUUACAGGAUAGGCAAAAAACGAGUUCUGCAAGACGCGCGAGAGAAGCUGGAGAAGGCAGAUGAGAAGAUCCGGAUCAAGCGCGCACGACGAGAAAAGGAGUCCAGUUUGCCAACUGCGGUCACGGGCAAGAGAGCUUCCACUGCUGGCAUGGGGUUUGGCUGACUGAUACGAGGUCUGCUUCGCCUUUUUAAUCAAGGCCAGAAGGCUUAGGUGGUCCCAAUGCAGUUGGUUUACAGUUCCUUUUUGUCUCAAUAGAGUUGUUGCAUCAGGUAAGAUGUUGCACGCAGACUUGGUUGGACAUCUCAGACUUGAAGAUUUGCAACAGGGUGUCGAGGUGUUUAACUAAAGUCUUCUUGGCAAUAAAUUUCUUGUGUUCAUGAGGCUAAUCACCACCAGCUUGUCACAGGCCACGAUGAAGCUCUUGGGUCUUCACUUCCAGGAGACGGCUCUGAGGUAGCGAUUCCUCGAUUGGGCAACUUGCACCCUAAAGGAGGUGCAGCGUCAAGAUGACGAGGUGUUGAGCAUCCCAUCGGCAUCAUGGGCCGGGAGAGACUUCUCUGAAACCAGCUGUGGUGUCAUUCCGAUGAAGACCUUUUCAGACUGGAAAGCCCUGGAAGGCUGAAGAACACAUUCCAGCUUUCGUGCAUCUUUCUGGCGUUGCGCAGGAAAAAGCU